AUGCCAAACCUCUACUUCGAGAUCGAUCUCACAUCCCGAACACUGCAGCAGAUCGGCCAGACCGAGAAGCUAGGCAUGGUUCGUAUGGCCGUUUUCGGGGCCCACUUCAGGCCCGAGUUCCUCGGAGGCGCGCCGACGCUGGACCUCAGCGAUCCAAAGAAGCCCUUCAACAACCUUUGGAUCCCGUUAUCCAGGAGCGACAAAGGGCUUCUGGAGCCCAAGCCUUACGGAGAGCUCCACAUCAUGACGCUCUGGAGGCCUUCGCAGGAGACGGCCAUCACACGAAGGUUGCCCAAGAAGGUGCAAGUGUGGCAGAGCUAUGAAUUGAAGCAGGCAAUGAAGAACAACUCCAUGCACGAUCCCAUCUACGAAGUCCAGGCCUUGCAGACAGGCUAUGAUCCGAACCUCUACGCGAUCAAGGGCGAGCAACCGGCAUCCCAAAGCCAAGCAAACCUCAGCCACAUGCAGAAGAUGUUCGAGAGCGUCCCGUACCUGGACUGCUGCGAGCGCCAGCAGAGGGCUGCCUGGCGGGACUACCGGCAGAAGCUCAUGAAGCUGGAGGUCUCGAAGUGGUUUGAUAAUCAGCAGAUCACAAGGGCUUUGGAAGGCCCUGCAGUCGCACAGGCCGAGCAAGGAAGAGGAGCGGUCUCUUUGAGUGCAUGGCGCGAGAAGUGG
Molecule: messenger RNA, 675 nt
Organism: Symbiodinium necroappetens
Lineage: Eukaryota; Dinophyceae; Suessiales; Symbiodiniaceae
Source: the annotation of a GenBank genome assembly